AUGUCAGGACUACAGUGUGCACAGAGACCAUCGUCGCCACCACCGCCACUACCAUCUACAUCGUCAGAGCCGCCAUUGAAACGCCAGCGUACCAUCAAUCAAGUCGGAGGGAUCGGUCCUGUUGCUGCUGCUACCGCUCCAGUAACCACUGAAACACCAUCUACUCCCUACGCGUUUACAAAGAAAGGUACGAGGACGCACAAGAAAACAUCGGCAGUCGACACGACCUACGACAUAAAGUUUGACGAUCAGUGGAAAGGGAAAAAACUCAAAGAUUUACAUCACGAUUUGUAUGGCAUGUUUGAAGACGUUCUCAAAGAAGCCACCAUCGAUCUACAAGGCAGCGACCUUGGACGUGUGAUCGUCCAUCACGAUGCCCUGAAUUCACCGAUCGUCGUACCCCUACAACCGCUACCCGAACUGAAUGCUGACGUCAUCUUGGGACACAUCGAGAAAGUACUCCAGAGCAACGAAGAUUUACCACUGGACGCAUCUUUCAGCAUUCAAGUCGGUACCAUACAAAUCCCGAGAGGCGGAAGAUCUGACGUCACACUGACCAAUCUCAAUGGACCUGACAAUUCGGUGCACAUAAAGCAGUCAUUGGUGGAAAUCGUGAAUGACGACGAUUUGUGCAUGUCCCGUGCCAUCAGUGUUGCCUGGGCCAAACUGAACUGCAUCUCGAGCAAAGAUUGGCAAGACCUCGUGGGUGGUCCUUACCCCAAGACACCGCUCAUCGACUUGAUCAUACAUCACAAGAAAUGCCCUCAAUCAUUCUACAUUAAUCUGAGAAACAAAACUCGCCGAGAGCAGAAGACGUUGGCUCUGAAACUGUGUGCACUGGCAGGAGUACCCACCAAUCGUCCAUGCAGUUUGAAUGACAUUCCUGCCUUUGAACAAGUCUUGGGAUGCCAAAUCCUCGUGAUCAGUGCCGAACUGGGUAACAAAUUCCUGCGAGUGGGUGACCAGACGUCACAGGCACCCAGACUCUUUCUAUAUUUUGUGGAGCAGCCAACACCCCAUUUUCACACCAUUGUGAAGAUCACUGGAUUUUUUUCGGCGUCCUACUUUUGUCAACAUUGUUUGAAACCAUACAACGACAAGAAAAAUCAUUCCUGUUCUUUGACCUGCAUCGUGUGUCAUAGCCAGAACUGUCCCGAAACCGACGUCCAGAUGUCGUGUCGUCACUGUCACGUGACCUGUCGAUCGCCGGAAUGCUUUCAACGUCACAAGCAACAAAAGCAAGACAACAAGGGACGCACCAUCCCCUCCAAGUGUGAGAGUUUUUGGAAAUGUACCAUCUGCAAAAAGAUGCUCGACAGAAGCGAGAGGGAUCCUAAACUCCACACCUGUGGGGAAUGGAAAUGUCCCUGCUGUAACAACUAUGUGGACCAAGGUCAUCUUUGCUACCAGCCUCCCAAAGAACACAUUGAGGUCCACACAAAAUUAUUUUUUUACGAUUUCGAAUGCCGCCAGGAUGAAUUACUUCAAUGCCAGGAAGGUUACCUGCCUAGUGGAGUCUGUCUAACCUGUACAGGAGACAACUGCAGUCAUCAGUCUCGGUGUCAACAUUGCCAUCAAUCGUGGUGUGGCAAACAACAACACGUGCCAAACUACCUGGUGGCACAGACGGCCUGUGAAGUGUGCAAACACGAACCAGUCACAGAAACAUCCAAAUGUCAUGCAUGCGGGUCAAGGUGUCCAUGCUGUAACAAACGAGACAAGAAGAAGAAUUACCUGAAGGAACCAUGUGAUAAGACUUGUGGAUUUCGUCAAGUCAUCUUUCAAGGCGACGGAGCCCACAUUCGGUUUUGCCAAUGGCUGUUCCAAGACGACCACAAAGAUGUCACGGCUAUCGCCCAUAAUAACAAGGCCUACGAUGCCUACUUUCUUCUGGAAUACAUGAUUGACCAGUCGAUGUAUCCACAAAAAAUCAUUUUCAAUGGAUCAAAAAUCAUGUACCUGCAAGUGGAGAGAGGACUUAACAUCAGGAUUAUUGACAGCUUGAAUUUUCUCCCCAUGAAGCUGGCUGCUUUUCCCAAGGCAUUUGGUUUGACGGAACUGAAGAAGGGAUACUUUCCCCAUUAUUUUAACACCCUAGGAAACCAGAAUUAUCGUGGACCGUUUCACGAACCUAACAUGUAUGGUGCCAAUUACAUGGGAUCCAAGGAGAGAUCAACAUUUCUUAAGUGGCAUACUGAACAACAGGGAAUAUUCGACUUUCAGAAAGAGAUGAGGGAAUACUGUGUCUCUGACGUCGCUGUUCUCAGAGAAGCCUGCUUAAAAUUUCAAGCUCUGAUGCUGGAAGCCACUGGUGAAAAACAGAUAGACCUCGAUACCAAAGCUGUCACCUACAUCAAUGGCAUCGAUCCGUUUGCCCAGUACAUCACCAUUGCCUCGGUAUGUAUGGGCAUCUUUCAAACCAAAUUUCUCAAGAAACAUCAGCAUGUCAAACUUACAGACACCCAGAAAAUCACAGACUGGAUGACGGUCAAUGAGGAUGGAUCCAUCAAGGUGAAACCUGAUUUAUGGCUGACAGAAGAAGAGUUGAGAGAUCGUGGAAUGACCAUCUUCGAGUCUGAAACUGUACCCAGUCCUAUAGCUCAAGUGCCAAGUGAGGGGUACAUCCAAAAAGAUCAGUUCAGCAGAGUGUCCAUCCAGUGGUUGGAAUGGGUUCAACACCGAAAUCAAGACAAGUACCAGAUCCAGCAUGCACUGAAUGGUGGGGAACAUCAGGUACCAGGAACUCAUUACCGACUGGAUGGUUUCUGUGCGAAGACGAACACGGCCUUUGAGUUCCAUGGCUGCUUGUGGCACGGCUGUCGACACUGCUUCCCACACGAACAGCUGAAGCAAUUUGUGAACUCUUUGGAUCUUCAAGACCGGUUAAAUCCCAGAGAUUCAUUCUUUGGAGGAAGAACGAAUGCCAGCACGUUGCACUAUAAAGUCAAAGAAGGGGAAGAAGUCAAGUACGUGGAUUUCACGUCUCUAUACCCUUGGGUCAACAAAUAUUGUCAGUAUCCCGUAGGACAUCCUGAAAUCAUACACAAGGAUUUCAAGCCACUGCAUCAAUACUUUGGAAUCGCCAAGGUGAAAGUUGCCCCUCCUAGAAAACUGUACCAUCCUGUUCUGCCUUACCGUUCCAAUGGAAAACUCAAAUUUCCUUUGUGCAGAACCUGUUCGGAUCAGGAACUACAAACACCAUGCCAUCAUUCGGAUGAAGAGAGGAACAUCAUUGGAACCUGGUGCAUACCCGAAAUUCUUAAAGCCGUGGAAAAGGGGUACCAAGUCACCACAGUGUACGAGGUCUACCAUUGGCCUGAAACAACCCAGUACGAUCCAACAACAUGUGACGGCGGUCUCUUUGCCGAGUACAUCAACACCUUUCUCAAGCUAAAACAAGAAGCCAGUGGAUGGCCUGAAUGGUGUUUGACAGAUGAAGAUAAAGACCAAUACAUCAGGCAAUAUCGAGACAAAGAGGGCGUACAGCUGGAUAAACAUAAAAUCACAAAGAAUCCGGGACUUCGUUCGCUGGCCAAGCUGUGUCUGAACAGUUUCUGGGGGAAGUAUGGUCAACGUCUGAACAUGAAACAGUCUGCCUUCAUCCACGAAAGCAAUGCAGACGUUUUCUUCCAGAUGUUGGCAGAUCCCACCAAAGAAGUUAUCGAUUUCCACGUGUUGACAGAAACCAUUUUGCAGCUCGAAUACCAACACAAAUCCACCUUCAUCCCAGAAGAUUUAAAAACCAACGUUUUUCUGGCGACGUUUACCACUUCCUGGGCGAGAUUGAAGUUAUACAGUGUGUUGGAACAGCUGGGCGAAAAUGUGUUGUACUACGACACGGACUCGGUCAUUUUCAUGGCAAGACCUGGAGACUACCAGCCCCCUCUGGGAGAUUAUCUUGGUGAAUUGACUGACGAAUUGGAUGGUCAGUUCAUCACCGAAUUUGUCAGUGGAGGUCCAAAAAAUUAUGGCGUCGUAGGUAUCAUCAUCGUGGAGAGCAGAGUCCGUUUUAUAUUCUCGAGCAGCGUCCGUUUGAUCUGUGGGUUCUUUAAUUUCACCAUCUUCACAGUCAACAUCUGGUUGGAGUUCACGGGUAGCACCCGCUCGAUCUCAAAACUGGACGUAGAUCUUGUCUGUAGACUUUUCGGAGAGCGAAUGAAGAUACUAACAAAACUACCCUUUUUAUAUUCUAAAAUAGCAGUCCAAGGUCAGUCCAAGGACGUCAGAACCGGGUCAAGGCCAGCCUAA
Messenger RNA from Gigantopelta aegis, 4248 nucleotides. RefSeq lists its product as uncharacterized. The record is from RefSeq and is a predicted model, not a curated record. NCBI's taxonomy places the organism in Eukaryota, Metazoa, Mollusca, Gastropoda, Neomphalida, Peltospiridae. Bases 1 to 4248 code for a protein of 1415 amino acids. Gene Ontology annotation, biological process: DNA replication. Gene Ontology annotation, molecular function: DNA-directed DNA polymerase activity; DNA binding; nucleotide binding. The transcript is spliced from 3 exons.